This is a messenger RNA of Poecilia latipinna (sailfin molly), 2840 nucleotides long. It is a transcript of the gene nr1d1, whose product is annotated as nuclear receptor subfamily 1, group d, member 1. The coding region runs from base 373 to 2118 and encodes 581 amino acids. Gene Ontology annotation, molecular function: nuclear receptor activity; zinc ion binding; RNA polymerase II cis-regulatory region sequence-specific DNA binding. Gene Ontology annotation, biological process: hormone-mediated signaling pathway; cell differentiation; negative regulation of transcription by RNA polymerase II. The record is from RefSeq and is a predicted model, not a curated record. The transcript has 7 exons. Lineage: Eukaryota; Metazoa; Chordata; Actinopteri; Cyprinodontiformes; Poeciliidae.
UAAAAAUAUGUUGUAGCUAAAAUCUGAGAAAUCCAGGAGGUCCAGUAGAACCAGAACCCGCUGAAAUAAUAAGAAACAAACUACACUUCCCACAAUCCCACUCUGCCUGCCCAGAGGAACAGUCUGCUUCCGCUCCACGUGCAAGGAGGAGGGGCAGGAAAGUGUGUCACUGGGGCACGAGGCGCUCCCUAGUCACGUGGUCCCGUUUUCUGCCGCGUGCGGCAGCAGCGUCCCGGAACAUGAUGAUGAUGAUGAUGAUGAUGGGUCUGCGCGCAGUUUGAAGCGCGAGCAGCAGCUGCCCCAGAGACAGAACCAGAACAACGGCAGAACCGCACUCUUUCUGCGGGAUUCCUGCUCCUUAGCUGCUCCCGCAUGUUGACGCGGCGGCAAGUGUGCGAGACUGGACCGCAGCUCGGCUUGACGACCACCGACAUGGACUCAAACAACAAUAACUCAGCAGGGGGCGUCAUCUCCUACGUGGGCUCCUGUGGAGGCUCCCCAUCCCGGGGCAGCCCGGACUGCGGGGCCAGCCCGGACUCCAUGGACAGCGAGAACUCAGACGCCGGCUUCGCCUCCUCCUCUUCCUCGCUGCCGUCCUUCCUCAGCAGUGACGGUUCCUCCUCCUCCUCCUCCUCCUCCUCCUCCUCGGCGGGCGGCUCUCCACAGGGGCGGGACGACGCCGCUGACACCACUGGCCCUCACAGAGCGUCGCCCAGCAAGUCCGUGGCCAGUUUGACCAAGCUGAACGGCAUGGUGCUGCUCUGCAAGGUCUGCGGAGACGUGGCGUCCGGCUUCCACUAUGGCGUUCACGCCUGCGAGGGAUGCAAAGGCUUCUUUCGGCGCAGCAUCCAGCAGAACAUCCAGUACAAGAAGUGUGUGAAGAGCGAGAGCUGCAGCAUCAUGAGGACCAACAGGAACCGCUGCCAGCAGUGCCGCUUCAAGAAGUGCCUCUCUGUGGGCAUGAGCCGGGACGCCGUGCGUUUUGGCCGCAUCCCGAAGCGCGAGAAGCAGCGGAUGCUGGCGGAGAUGCAGAGCGCCAUGAACAACAUGGUGAACGACCAGCUGCAGAGCGACUUCCAGCUCGCCAGCCUGUCCUCUUCCUCUUCUUCCUCACCAGAGGGCGCCAUCGAUCCCCAGCCGUCUCCUCCUCUUCCUCCCCCUUCCUCGCCGCCCCCCAACCCUGGGAUCGACUCCACCAUCAGCGCCAUCGCCUGCGCGCACCGUGAAACCUUCCUGUAUGCGCAUGACAAGCUGAGCGAGCCGCAGCUUAGCCCCGCCCAUCGCCACCCUGGGGUGGCGGAGCUUUGUCCCAACCGGAACGGCUUCAGCAAAAACAAUAAUCACAAAAACACCAUGGACUGCUUCCUGCAGCAGGGUCACAACAACACAAGCAAUUACCAUGGCAACAAGGGGUGGAGUCAGCAUUCCAGCACCGUGAUUGGAGGACAGAGUCAUGUGACCCAGCACCAGAGCUGUCCGCCAAAGAGUCGCUCUGGGAUUGUUCUGGCUUGUCCAAUGAACUUGCAGCCUCAUGCAGACCCUUUAAAGACGCCCCAGGAGAUCUGGGAGGACUUCUCGCUGUCGUUCACGCCCGCCGUCAGGGAAGUGGUGGAGUUUGCCAAGCAUAUCCCAGGAUUCAACGGUCUGACCCAGAACGACCAGGUCACCCUGCUGAAAGCAGGCACCUUCGAGGUGCUGAUGGUGCGCUUCUCGUCACUGUUCAACAUGAAGGAACAGACGGUGACGUUUGUCUCUGGCGCCACCUACUCUUUGGAGGAGCUCCAUGCGAUGGGGAUGAAUGAGCUGCUGGCAGCCAUGUUUGACUUCAGCCAGAAGCUAGCUUCGCUGGCGCUGAGCGCCGAAGAGCUGGGACUGUUCACCGCUGUAGUGCUGGUGUCCGCAGAUCGGUCUGGCAUCGAGAACCUGCCGUCCGUUGAGCAUCUGCAGGAGAACCUGAUCCGGGCACUUCGCUGUCUGGUCAACAACACGGCCGGCGCCGGCAAGCCGCCCGUCAUGGAUUCUCCACGCUUCACCAAGCUGCUGCUGCGGCUGCCCGACUUGCGGACGCUCAACAACAUGCACUCAGAGAAGCUGCUGUCCUUCCGCAUCGACCCCUGAUGACUCCGCAGCGCAACGCUGCAACAGACACAUGCACCCUCCACAAUAAGAGUCUGCUCGCCUGAUCCGAACUAUCAUACAUUCCCACUUCCUGUUGAGACCAUCAUCAUCACCAUCACCAUUAUCAUCAUCAUCCCUGAUGUUCUCCAGAGCAGCUGGAUGGAAACAAAGAUCCUCUUCCAAAAGUCUCCUGCUUUUUGGCAGGACCCUUGCUUGCCCUUCGCUCACCAAACAUCUGCAUCUGUCAGCAGCAGAUUGGAGCUCCAUGUUUAGGAGCUCUGCAGAUCCAGGAUCGGUCCAUCCAGAUGUUUAGGAGCUCUGCAGAUCCAGGAUCGGUCCAUCCAGAUGUUUAGGAGCUCUGCAGAUCCAGACUUCCAGCACUAGGUGCUUCAGGUUCAGCUCUUCCAUUCACUCUGAGGGAUUAGCUCCGCCCCAUCGGCACCAGCAGCCAAUGAGAAGAGGAGGCAGCUCCGUGGACCAAUGAGACGGCGGGAUGCUGAGCGGCGCCUCAGCUGAACAUUAGACAUGUAAAACUUGUAAAUGCUGAAACAUCCAGAUAUACUUGAACUGUUGCCGUCUGUUAAUCGUCUGUGUGAAACACUGAAGCCUCUGGAUGAGCAGCAGAGGCACAAAGUGUUCAGGCAGGAAAUCUUCUCAUGUCUGUAUUUUAAUGUUUGGAAAUCCAUUUAAGUAAUUCUAUAAAUUCUCACUGAAGAUGCUGA